Molecule: messenger RNA, 2622 nt
Organism: Tetrapisispora phaffii CBS 4417
Lineage: Eukaryota; Fungi; Ascomycota; Saccharomycetes; Saccharomycetales; Saccharomycetaceae
Product: translation initiation factor eIF4G
Exons: 1
Coding region: 1-2622 (873 amino acids)
Cellular component (GO): eukaryotic translation initiation factor 4F complex
Molecular function (GO): protein binding; translation initiation factor activity; mRNA binding
Source: RefSeq, a predicted model, not a curated record
AUGACUGAAGAACAAGCUCAACAACAACCCAUUGAAAAAGUGGACGGUUCGGAACAUACGAAUCAUCACAAAAAACAAGCAUAUAAAAAACAGAAUAACUAUAGUCAGCAUGGUCCAGGGAAUUCUGCAACUGCUGGUGCCGGCAUGAGAAACUACCAGAAUGGUUAUACUAAAAACUAUAACGUUAGAAAUGGAAUGAAUCCAAAUAUGGUUCCAAACAUGCAAUGGCAAGGUUAUUACGGCGUUAAUCAACCGAUGUACUACGGUGCGGGUGCUGUUCAUCAUGCAUCGGCUGUCGAGGAGCAAAGCGUCGUGUCUUCUGCAACUAAGAAGAUAGAAAUUACUACAAAGACAGGAGAACAACUGGAUUUAUCUGCGAUUCACAACAAGCAUGCACAAGUGGCUGCUAAGAUCCCAAAUGCUAAGAAGGAAGCCACUGCGAUCGAAUCCUCCGAGACUCCAAAACAAUCUCAACCGGAAGAGCCAGUUGCGGAAGAAGCACUAUCAGAAGCUGAAAAGAAUAAGAGAAUGUUCUUGGAGCAAAUUAGAUUGAGAAAAGAAGCUUUGGAAAAGAAGAAGAAGGAUUCUGAUAAACCAGUUGAAACGGAAUCUCCUACUCCAGUUGGUACUGCUCCAACCGAAGAGGCUCCAGUCAACGCAGUCAAGAAAGAAUUAACUUUUGCUGAGAAAUUAAAGUUGAAGAAAUUACAAAAAGCUCAAGAAGCAGGUGAAGAUAUUCAAAAAGAAACUAUCACCGCUGAACCAGUUGCUGAGCCAGUUGCUGAGCCAGUUGCUGAGCCAGUUGCUGAGCCAGUUGCCGCACCAGAUGCCGCACCAGAUGCUGAUGUCGAAGCCACUUCCGAAGCUCAACUAGCUGCAACUGGAGAACAAACUGAAGAAACUGCCACAGAUGCCUCUAAGUCACCAGUAGAGAAGAAAGAGGAACUUGAAAAUGGAACACCAGCCUUCGUGGAAGAUGAAUCGGAUACCAGAAUUAGAAUGACUGACUUCUUGAGUCUACUGACAAACGCUUCCAAUGUCCAAGAUAUUUACGCUUUUGAAUACUCUGAAGAUAUUGAAAGGCCAGAUUCAAGAUACAAGAAGGAACACAUCAAAUACACUUAUGGCCCAGGUUUCUUGCUGCAAUUUAAAGAUAAAGUUAAUGUGAAGCCAGAUGCUGAAUGGGUACAAAGUACUGCAUCAAAGAUCGUUAUCCCAUCGGGUAUGUCUAGAUCUAAUAAACCCAGAGAUGGAAAGUUUGGUAUGGGCAGCCGUAUCGGUAGCUCUCGUGACUUCGGUAAGGCUGGUUCAUUAAGAAACAUGGAAGGUAGAUCAGGUUCUAGAAGUGGUUCUAAGAGAAAGUCAAGAAGAAACGGUGAAAAAUCAAACAGGGCUUACACUUCAAGAAAGGAUCGCGAAUUACAAGCCGAAGCUUCCGCUAGAGAUGCUCCAAAGGUUGAAGUUGCUCCAUUGGUUCCAAGUGCUAACAGAUGGGUUCCAAAAUCUAAACAAAAACCAGUAGAAAAGAGAUUUGCUCCAGAUGGUGUUACUGAAUUAUUAACUAAAGAUGAAGUUCAAAGAAAGAUGAAGUCAUUGUUAAACAAAUUAACUUUAGAAAAAUUCGAUACCAUCUCCUCUGAAAUUUUAGCUAUUGCAGAUUUAUCUAAAUGGGAAACUAAUGGUGAAACAUUAAAGGUCGUCAUUGAAGAAUUAUUCCGUAAGGCAUGUGAUGAACCACAUUGGUCUUCUAUGUACGCACAAUUAUGUGGUAAAUUAGUUAAGGAAUUAAAUGAAGAUAUCAAAGAUGAAGAAAACGAAGGUAAGGCUGGUCCUAAAUUGGUCCUACAUUACUUGGUCGCUAGAUGCCACACAGAAUUUGAAAAGGGUUGGUCUGAUAAAUUACCUUCUAACGAAGAUGGUACUCCAUUAGAAGUCGAAAUGAUGUCUGAAGAAUAUUACCAAGCUGCCGCUGCCAAGAGAAGAGGUUUAGGUUUGGUUCGUUUUAUUGGUUUCCUAUAUCGUCUAAACUUAUUAACCGGUAAGAUGAUGUUCGAAUGUUUCCGUAGACUAAUGAGAGAUUUAACUGACAAUCCUUCUGAAGAAACUUUAGAAUCCGUUAUUGAAUUAUUAACUACUGUUGGUGAACAAUUUGAAACUGAUAAAUUUAAUGCUGGACAGGCUGUUUUGGAAGGUUCUGUAUUAUUAGAUAGUCUAUUUGAAAUUUUACAAAAUAUUAUUGAGACUGGUAACAUUUUGAGUAGAAUCAAGUUCAAGUUGGUCGAAAUUAAAGAAUCAAGAGAUAAGAAUUGGUCUGGUUCCAAGAAGGAUGAAGGACCAAAAACUAUUUCACAAAUUCAUGAGGAAGAAGAAAGAAACCGUCAAUUGAAGGAGUUAAAGAACAGUUCUAGAGCUGGUUCAAGACGUAAUAUGAGUAAUAUGAAUAACAGAACUCCUUCUAAAAGAGAUAUCCCAUCUGUUUCUAAAGACAGUUUCAUUACAACUAGAUCUUCUUCGAACAGACACUCACAAAGAACUCCAGUUAAGGAAGAACCAAAACAACCACAAAUGUCGGCUUCCAACAUGUUCAGCGCAUUAAUGGGUGCUGAUGAAGAUGACGAAUAG